UUUCCCUCUCCCCCUUCUCAUUCGUUCUCCGUCUCUCAGCGGCAGCAGCUCGGGGAGGCAGCUGUAUGUGCGUCUGCAUCACGAUUUGCCACAGGUAAAGCAGGACAGCUGCAAUCGUCGGAUGUUGCUAACCCCGGAGGGGGUUGAGGAGCCUUCGGUGCUACGGUUGCAAGUUCCCAUCCCGGCGCCGGGUGCACAAUCCUAAUCAUCUCCAAGAAAGAGAGAGAGAGAGAAGAGAGGGAAAAAAGCAUCCUGGAGGGGAAGGACGAGCAGAAGAUCCCAGCAACCAGACCAACAAAUCACAGGCUGACUCGAAAGAAGAGCUUUGAGGGCAGAAAGCAAGAAUCAGUGGGAUAUUUUUCCUGUUUUUCCUUCCUCUCAUCUCUUGCUUUGCACUCUUUCAUUCAUUCCCAUCCACUCCCUGCUUCUCUCAACCUCUUCCUCUCGCAUCUUUAUCCCCUCUGUGGCGGAAUGUUCUCCGCAAAUAGACGAAGAGAAGCUUUUCCUGAGCACUUGCUGCUGCGUUAUUAAACCAACAGUAUACUGAGGCAGUAGACAGCUGAGCGGACAGCUUGGGGAAAUCUGAUCCGCAGCUGGCUGGAGAAGGAGCAGGAUCACGCGUUGCAGUUGCAGAUUUAUCCGCCCUGUGAUACUGCGCGACAACACCCCUCAUUCUUUUUUUCCUCCCUGUCCUCAGCUCAAGUGUUUUCUUUCUGACUGGAUUGUGGAAAAUUAAUUGGAUUGUACUGCUUUGUUUUUAGAGCUCGCUGGAAUUUGGAGCACAAGGAGGCAAAGUGGGGGCCAGAGAGUGAUAAAUAUUGAAGGGAAAGAAAAGGCUGAUUUGGAAGACAACGGGGUGACAAAGAUAGCGGAUAAUCGUGGGAGAGUGCCGAAGAGACGCAUACAUCUCUUCGCUCUGACUCUCUUUCAGUUACGAAAGAGACACAUUUUGGGAUCCAAGGGACGCUGACUUGGCUAAAGCUGUUGGAGCAGACUGCAUCAGGCAACAUUUUUUUAUUUUUUUCGAUCCUGCAAGGCGUGGAGAAGCAACCAGACCCACCCUGCAAGUUUCAUCCUCUGAAUAGAUCCUGUCGUCCCACCUUGGAUCAUACAUGGAGGGGACAUACAUGCAUGCCAAGUGAAAAUAGUUGUGGAUUUUUUGCUGCAAUGGCAUCCCGACACUGAUGCCAUGGAUUUCUCACAUGCACAGAUGUAAAGCUGUUGCCUUCCCACCCAUCUCUCCCUCCCAUCUCUCUCUUUGUCCCUCUUUUCUCCCGUUAGAGGCGUCACUUCUUCCACUUCUCCUCCUGCUUUUUUACCCUGCCGUGAACGUUCCUGGAGUUCACUGUUGCUUCUGUUGGACAUCGAGAGUUUAGGCAGGACUAAACACGGACUAAUCGGCCGAUUAUCCGUCUACGCCAGCUCUCUUGUUUCUCACUGGGUGUCACUGAGUGUGAGUGUGUGUGUGUGUUUGUGAUUGUGUGUCUGCAUGUAUCUCCUGCAACCCUCCCCUUCUCUCUAUCCUUGGAAUACAUAUCUGUGCACGUGUUAUUGAGAGUCAGAUCCUGUGGAGUGCUUCUCUAUCCAUUAUUUCACCUUUCCCUUUGUCUUUUUCUCAAUGUCCGGCAUUGUUGGGAACCUUUCUACCAUGUGCUACGGAUGCCUAUCGCAGGGUUAACCCUCACUGAGCCAUAAAAGGACGGCAGGAAAGGAUGAGUGAGUGUUCUGGGGCAGCUGUGUCCGGGGCGGUGAUCCUGGAGGAACCUGAGCGUUCCGGGGCCUCCGGUGCCCGUGGAGAGGCCCAGGCCCAGGAUCAGGGUCCCCUCCGCUGUGCAGUGUGGCCUCGCCAGCAGACAUGGCUGUGUGUGGUCCCCUUGCUUAUUGGUUUCAUCGGCCUCGGAUUGAGCCUGAUGCUGCUGAAAUGGAUUGUCGUUGGCACAGUUCGGGAUUUUGUGCCGACAGAUCUGGUGGAUCCUAACCGAAUAGGCCAAGAUCCCAUCUUCCUCUCCAAGCCAAGCGGGAUUCCCAAGAGUCCCGACACUACCACUACUACCACUACGCCUACAGUCGACGGUGGGAACCCCACGCCUCGAACUGUAACUGUGGCGAAAGGUAGAACUCGCACCACUGCUACCACCACUACGAUAAACUCCAGAGGGGGCGGAGCUUCUGGUAGCCAGGUAACCCCUCGGAAUCCUGGAAAUCGUAACGGACGCGGACCUUUGGGUUUUACUACGACCACUGCAGCACCGCGGACAACCUUCAUAAUCGGAGGUGCGACGUCGAGCUCGUCUCCGUCCAAUCCAACAGUUCUGCACGACUCUACGCAGAUGUGGACAGCGGAACAUACAACCACGGAGAUGGUUUCCACGACACUCACCACCCGUACGCACGGCCAUCGCAAAACACCUUCUCCGACCGUCCCUCCGCUGCACUCGGAGCAUUUUAAACCCUGUCAUGAGAAGGACUUGGCCUACUGCCUGAACGGCGGUGAAUGCUUUGUCAUCGAGACGCUCAGCGGGCCUCACAAGCACUGCAAGUGUCGAGAAGGCUACCAGGGGAUCCGAUGCGACCAGUUCCUGCCCAAGACCGACUCCAUCCUCUCCGAUCCAAACCACUUGGGCAUCGAGUUUAUGGAGAGCAAAGAGGUCUACAAGAGACAGGUGCUGUCAAUCACCUCGAUCGCCAUGGCGAUCAGCCUCCUGGGGACCCUGUGCAUGGCGCUGUACUGCCGCAACAAGAGGCGCAGGGAGAAGCUGCAGGCCCACCUGAAGGAGAGUCGUAGUCUGAAGAACUACACCACUAAUGCACUGGAGGCCAAGAUCAGAGCCCCGAACACCAACCUGCAGAUGCAUGAGUACUGUAAAAGAACCUCCCAGCCUCGCCAGGGGAACGUCUGUGAGUCCAGCUUCGCUCAGUGCAGCAUCUCCUCCAACGAUCUGCCCAGCAGCUCCAGAGGCGGUGCAAAACACCACAGAAGUGGUUCAUUGUCUCACAGCCCCGACCAGAGAACGAGGGCAGCCCUUUGGUCGACUCCUCGCAGGACUCCACCCAUUCCCAGAGGAAGGCUGAACCCAAUUGGAGGAUCCAAGUACUCUGGCCCCGCCUACCAGCACCUUCAGGAAGUGGACUCAACUGAGAAGGAGGCAGAGGCACAAAGAAGUUUUCAGGCGGAGAACCGAAGACCAGACGAAGGCUUCCUAAAUAUGCAAACUCCCGUUGCCGUGGAGACGCUGUUGCCCUGGAGCGACCGCGUGGAGACGAACCCGGAUCCCAACCAAGCCUCCCGCAGUCUGAGGCGACCAGCUCGCCGCCACGGCAACCACUUCCCACCGCCGCCCUUCCGCUCCUGCUCCAUCCCCAUCAUCCCAUCCGUGCAGUGUCACCAUGACAACGAGGCGUCCUGUAUGCAAACCAGCGUCGCCCCAGCAACCGCAUCAAUGUCCACCUGCGGAGAGAGGAGGGAGAAGAUGGUGCCACCGCAUGCCAAUGUGCUCUUCUCCACUUCCUGCUCGUCUGCCAUUGGCCGGCAGCAGGACGAGGUGGCACUGCUGCUGGAGGAGGCGCAGGAACAGCUCCGGGCGUUGGCAUUGGCUCACCGGAAACAGGAAGAGGGCGGAGUCAUCAUUAACGGCGGCAGUGGCGGCGGAGCCAUGGUGGCGCCAGUGGAGGCCAGAGAAACUGUUUGCUUCCUGAACCUUAACGGAGGAAGCGGCGGGUCGCUGAGCUGCAGUGGACCAACGCAGACCCAGCUGCUCAGCCCCAGCCAAUCACACAGAGACCUGGGCCAGAACAGCCAAUGAGAGGACUCGAUUUUUGAACGCUGACAGAUGGAACUGCCGAAUCUGUGGAAAAAAAAGAAAAAAACACGUAAUAUCAUGGAAAUUCUGAAAAUGUGCUGAUGAUAUGCAUACAAACACUUCUGGAGUGGCCGCCGCCUUUACACCGACCGGAAAAAAAGAGGAAAAAAAUAUUUACAUGCAUUUAUUUACAAAAAGGAAGAAAAAAACACUUCUACUUAGACAAAAAGAAACCAAAUAGUCUGUCAAAUCCAUGGUGUUUUUAAUUGUAAAAAGAAUAUAUAAAUAUAUAUAUAAAUAUAUAUGGAUAUAAAUAUAUGGAAUUCAAAAAGUGACCAAGUACAAAAAGUUGAAAAACACAGGAAUGAUGUAACUAUUUUUCUUGUUUUUUCUUCUCCUCUCCCCUGUUUUGUAUUAAAACUCUGUCACGUUUCUUUGGGCUCGGCUGGAAGAACUUUCGUUUCAUUCUGUGAGCCGACGAGGAAGAGUUCACUCCCCCUUUUUGCCUUUUUAAAGAAAAAACCUGACAAACUCAGCCAAGAAUUCCAGCGCAGCCCUCCGAGUUAAUCAGCAACACUUUGAGGAUUUUCAAAAUAAAAGCUCCCCGGCUGUAUGUCUGCGUGCGCGUGUGUGUGUGUGUGUUCAUGCUGGGAAGCAGCAAGUGGGAAAAUAUGGAAAUAUCCGCAUUAUUUUGUUGGGAAGAAUUCAGAUUAUUUUUCUUUUUUGUUACAAAUUCUAUUUUCACACACACACACACUCACCUGUGCAUUAUUCUCAUUAUUUGUUUUGAACGGACUGCAGGACGGACGGACGGCUUUGGUUCACCACAGGAGCUAAUUUUGUUUUUAGUUUUAGUUUGUUUUCCAUUUCUGGUUAUUAAUGAACAAUGCUGCUUUCUGAGGGACAACCACGUGGUUUUGGUAUUGAAACAAGAAAUAAAUGUCUCUAUGUUGUAUCCCAUGAA
This is a messenger RNA of Acanthochromis polyacanthus (spiny chromis), 4764 nucleotides long. Its product is annotated as pro-neuregulin-3, membrane-bound isoform. The coding region runs from base 1713 to 3803 and encodes 696 amino acids. Gene Ontology annotation, molecular function: chemorepellent activity. The record is from RefSeq and is a predicted model, not a curated record. The transcript has 9 exons. Gene Ontology annotation, biological process: nervous system development; animal organ development; intracellular signal transduction. NCBI's taxonomy places the organism in Eukaryota, Metazoa, Chordata, Actinopteri, Pomacentridae.